AUGCGAAAGGCAGCCUGCAACGCGUCCUCGCUCCGAGCGUUUGCUCCCCGCUGCAGCAGCUCUCGCCUUGCUGUGCGGACCUUUGGCAGCUCGGUGCGGCGACUCAAUAUGUCCCCCUUGGCCAACGAGCCGGCCAAGCCGGUGAUGCGCACGAGCAUCCCGGGUCCGCGGUCUCGGGCUGCUAUCAAGCAGCUCGACCAUGUCUUUGAUACUCGCAGCUUGAAUAUGCUCGUUGACUACCCCAAGUGCAAUGGAAACUACGUUGUCGAUGGCGAUGGCAACACUCUCCUCGACGUAUUCGCUCAAAUUGCCUCCAUCCCCAUCGGCUACAACAACCCCGGACUAGCCAAGGUCGCCCAGUCCCCCGCCAUGGUCAACGCCAUCAUCAACCGUCCGGCCCUGGGAAACUUCCCCUCCGCCGACUGGGCCGAGAUCCUCUCCACCGGCAUCCUGCGCGCCGCCCCCAAGGGCCUCGACCAGGUCUUCACUGCCACCACUGGGUCCGAUGCCAACGAGACGGCGUACAAAGCUGCCUUCAUCUGGCGGCGGACCCAGGAGCGCGGUGGCAAAGACUUUACCGCGGAGGAGAUUGAUUCCGCCAUGGUCAACCAAGCCCCGGGUGCUCCCAACUACUCUGUCCUCUCCUUCACCAAGGGCUUCCACGGUCGUCUGUUUGGCAGUCUUUCUACUACGCACUCCAAGCCUGUCCACAAGCUCGAUAUUCCCGCCUUCGACUGGCCUGUGGCUCCCUUCCCUCAGCUCAAGUACCCUCUAGACCAGUACGCAGCCGAGAACAAAGCUGAAGAGGAGCGAUGUCUCCAAGAGUUCGAGCGCAUCAUCUCUACCUUCCACAACCCGGUAGUUGCCGCUGUCGUUGAGCCCAUCCAGUCCGAGGGCGGUGACAACCAUGCCACGCCCUUCUUCUUCCAGGGUCUCCGCAACAUUACCAAGAAGCACAAUGUCCUCCUGAUCAUCGACGAGGUCCAGACCGGAGUCGGCGCUACGGGCAAGUUCUGGGCUCACGAGCACUGGAACCUCGACAGCCCCCCCGACAUGGUCACCUUCUCUAAGAAAGCCCAGGCUGCCGGCUUCUACUACGCCAACAAGUCUCUGCGGCCUGACAAGCCGUACCGCCAGUUCAACACCUGGAUGGGCGACCCUGCGCGCGCCCUGUUGUUCCGCGGCAUCUACAACGAGGUGGAGAGGCUCGGCCUCGUCGAGCAGACGGCCCGUGUCGGCAGCUACCUCUACAACAAGCUGGAGCGGCUCGCCCAGCGUUAUCCCCACGAGAUCCAGAACCUGCGUGGUAAGGAUCGGGGCACGUUCUUAGCCUGGGACAGCCCUCGCCGAGACGAAAUCAUCCGGUCGGCAAAGGCCAAGGGCGUCAACAUGGGAGGCAGCGGUGACUCCACCAUCCGAUUGAGGCCGAUGCUCAUCUUCCAGGAGCGCCACGCUGAUAUCCUCAUCGAGACCCUGGAGAGUAUUUUCAAGGCGUAA
Ilyonectria robusta is the source of this 1497-nucleotide messenger RNA. Its product is annotated as 4-aminobutyrate aminotransferase. The transcript has 4 exons. The record is from RefSeq and is a predicted model, not a curated record. Gene Ontology annotation, molecular function: pyridoxal phosphate binding. Gene Ontology annotation, biological process: GABA catabolic process. Gene Ontology annotation, cellular component: mitochondrion. Bases 1 to 1497 code for a protein of 498 amino acids. NCBI's taxonomy places the organism in Eukaryota, Fungi, Ascomycota, Sordariomycetes, Hypocreales, Nectriaceae.